AUGAAACCGGACUUCAUACAUGCACUGCCUUGCGUGUGUUCUCUGCUGCUAGAGCCUGGAGGUCUGGCGUGGCGUGCUGUGGGGCUGACGAUGUGUCUCUUUGCUUGCUGCUGCAGGGCACCGCGCGAAGAGGAUCGCGCUGUGGAGGGUGGUGCUUUGGCUGGGGACGGCAGCAACAAUGGUGGGGGCGGCCGGCGUGCAUCGCAGCCAAUGGGUGCUGGUCCCACCACUGGGCCGCAUGACGAGAACGUCCCUCCGCUGUCCGAAUGGGACAGAUCUCAGGCAUUCAAGCGGGCGAGGAGGGACUCUGACUCAGGGUCGAUCAGCAUUGACAUCUUCGAGGAUGAGGAGCUGCGGAGCCCGUCAGCUGGGAGGAGAAUGCGCAGGGGGCUGGGGAGCAGCGGGGAAAAGAGGAGGGUGCUGCAGCCGCGGGUGGAGGUGGAGGGGAAUCACGAGAGGCACGCAGAGGCUGCACAGGAGAGUGUGCGGGGCGACAUGGGGUCUCGAGGGCAGACCUCUGAAGUUGCAUGUGCUUCAAACACAGGUAGCGCAGGGCCUUCAAAGGCAGAUGGCUCGCCAGACUACUCAUCAGCUGCAGCAGAUAGAGCAGAGCCAGGGAGCGACAGGCAGGGAAGGGAGGGUACAGGGGAAGCGAGAAUGGCCGAAGUUGCAGGGGACGAGAGAGCAGAGGAGGAUGCAGGGACUGGGGGUUGUGAGCAGCGGAGUGCGGCUGGUGAAGAGGAAGGAAGAGGUGGGGAGGCGGAGGGGGGCGAGAGAGGGGCGGGCAAGCGUGGGAGGAGGAAGAGAGGGAGUAAGGGGGAGGAGGAAGUGGAGGGGAGUGGGCUCACCGGGGGGUUGAGUGAGUUGGGUAUGGAAGAGGAGAGGGUGCAGGGGUUCAGGCAGAUGCUGGAACAGCAGAGGGGACAGGCUGUGGCCGCUGGUGGGGCUAGUUCUGGUGCUGGUGGUGGUGGUGGUGCUGGUGCUGGUGGGAGGACGGAGGAGGAUUUUCUCCGCUUUGAUCACACGGUGCAUGCACAGGAUGACCCCACCGUGGUCUGCAAACGCUUCCCCCAGCAUUCCAGGGUACCCACCUUUCCAGCGGGCCCGCCCCAGCAGGUCAACCCCUGGAGCCCAUCCCUGAGGGCGUCUCUCCUCGCUGUCCUUCAGCCUCCUCUCAGUUCCGAGCCUGGCUACCACCGGCACUCAGAGCCGCUGCACGUGCCGGCCAGGCUCAAGGCUCUCAGGGAAGGCAAAGCAGGAGAGCCUGUGGACCUCCGCCUUGGCAGCAGGAGCUACGAGGUGGAUCGGCUGCUCGGGAAGGGCGCGUAUGCGAGGGUGUAUGGAGCCAUGGAGACCCCUGUUGGGGCGGCAGACGCGGCCACAGAGAGCACUGUGGUGUUCCGCACUGUGGCCCUCAAGCUUCACUCCAAGGCAUGCCCUUGGGAGUUCUACAUAUACCGUCAGAUCCAAUUGCGAAUCGACGGCCCACAGCGGCAACUGUUUGGCACGGCGUCUGCUUACCACGAGUUCUCCAAUGCGUCUAUCCUCACAUGCUCCCUUGGCACUAGCGGCACCCUGCAGGACGUGGUGAAUGCGUUCAAGAGGCAAGGCAAGCCGGUGCCGGAGCCGCUGUGCGCCUUCUACACGGCGCAGAUGCUGCGAGCCGUGGAGGCCUUGCACGCUGCUCACAUCCUGCAUGGGGAUAUCAAGCCCGAUAACUUCCUCCUGCGGUUCGGGGCUGACAGUGAGAGUCCCAGGGAGAUGGUUGCUGCAAUCGAGGCCGGUGCACCUUCCACGGGUCUCACCCUUGUGGACUACGGCCGCAGCAUUGACAUGCGGCACUUCCCAGAAGGUUCCUCUUUCGUCUCUGACAGCGGCACGGAGAACUUCCGAUGCCCCGAGAUGGAGGAGGGGCGCCCGUGGACCACGCAGGCCGAUCUCUACGCGGUGUGUGCUACUGCCUACUGCCUGCUGCACGGGCAGUACAUGGAGGUCGAGAGGGUGCCUGCAGGGGAGGGCGGUGCCAGUGGAGCAGCGGAUGUGGACGGUUGUGAUGAUGACGUGGCUGCUAGCUCUGAGGCUGAAAAUGUUUCUUACUAUCGCCCAAGGCUCCACCUCAAGAGGUACUGGAACCAUGACAUGUGGCAUGCGCUGUUCCACACCUACCUCAAUGUGCCUGCGGGGCAGCCUGCCCCUCCUCCAGCCCCAAUUCGCCGCCGGUUUGAGCGGUACUCAGCCGACCAUGCAAGCGAUGUCUCUGUGCUGCUUCGCCGUCUGCGCAACCAGCUGUAG
Messenger RNA from Closterium sp. Naga37s-1, 2292 nucleotides. The record is from the annotation of a GenBank genome assembly. Lineage: Eukaryota; Viridiplantae; Streptophyta; Zygnematophyceae; Desmidiales; Closteriaceae.